This is a messenger RNA of Suillus fuscotomentosus, 1068 nucleotides long. RefSeq lists its product as uncharacterized. The transcript is spliced from 2 exons. Bases 107 to 742 code for a protein of 211 amino acids. Lineage: Eukaryota; Fungi; Basidiomycota; Agaricomycetes; Boletales; Suillaceae. The record is from RefSeq and is a predicted model, not a curated record.
UAUCUUUUUCGGCACAGCUUAUUUCCACGAUCCCCUCUUUUGAGAUCAUUGGCUGAUAGCCACGAAUAUCCGCUGUCAUAUUUAUCUACGCUCGGAAGUGUGUUGUAUGGGCAACGCCAACUCUAACCUCACAAUGGACACCUCACAUCAUACAUCGCACAGCAGCUCCGAGCACCAUCAAAAAUAUGUGCCUGUUGGUUAUAGGCGCAAGCGGACGUGGAGCAUCUCGAUGACCUCCCAAUCGUCAACUGCAUCACAAUUUCCCCUUCCCCAAAAACUCUACGAAGCAUCCCCUGCUGACGUCGUUCAAGGCGACCUCCAAGCUCAUGGCUCAUUUACCACUACCAUACCAGCGGUCUUCUGGCUCCGCUCGUGUUUUUCUAUUCAUUCCAAGCCACGUGGGAAGCGACUGGACACGGAGUGGGCGAACGAGCACAACUUUGAACUCCCCGAUCUCCCUCGAUCGCGUUCUCGUUCACCCGUUCGUCCAUUCGUAAGCCGCACGUCCUCUACUCUAUCCUCACACGACUCCCCACCUGCAUCACCUCUUGCAGAUAAUAUCUCUACGCUCUGUCCUAUUCUUGAAGCUAUCGAGAAUGCCUCGAAGUUGUCGUGCCGCACUGUGUGCGUCACAUGUUUGAAAACAGGUAGGGACUUCCCACACUGUCCCCGGUGUGGUGAUACGUGGUGCUCCAGGGAAUGUAGGAUGCAGGGAGGGAAGAGACACGUCUGCAGAACGUGAUUCCUCUAUGGUCCUGCAAUGAAUUUCCUCGCCUAUCCAUAUUCUCUCCAAAAUGCUUUCCACAGCUUUUACUGGUCAUAUGCCAUAAAAUUCUACGGCGAUUCUUUACGCACCCAUCAUGCUUCUAGGCAUUCUUUGUUACGCACGGGCCAAGCUUCUAGGCAGUUGUCUUACGCACGUUUCAUGCUUCAAUAGCUUUCUUUGAUACAUGCGCAAUGCCAACUGAAUCGGAUUAUGUAUAUAUUGGAUUCGUAUGAUGUCGUGUUUUCGUGUUCGGAUGACGUUUAAGACUAAGUGAAGACAAUUCUUGUGCCCUGCGCAGGCAC